AUGACGUCAGAAAAGACAAACAUCACUCAAAUUGAACAGUCCGCCCACAAAACACUUUACGACAAAGGGCUUGAAAUACGAUACGAGGUUGCCGGUCGCUCAUAUGUGGACUCCGCUUUGACCGGAGGUUCCUCCGAAUUCGCGCGGCCAAUGCAAGAGCUGGUGACUGAGGCCUGCUGGGGAUCGGUGUGGUCGAGGCCUGGUCUCGAAAGAAAGCAGCGGUCGUUGCUCAAUAUUGCCAUGUUAUGUGCCUUGAAUAGGGCGCCGGAACUCGCAGCACACGUUCGGGGGGCUCUUCGAAACGGAGCCAGCGAAGUCGAGAUCAGGGAAACACUACUUCAGGCUGCUAUCUACUCAGAUUCUGAAUCAGUCAGAGAGAAGGUUCGCAACUGGCAUCAGACUUAUGGCGAUGUUUUCUACACCAAGGUCGGGGCUACAGAUUACGUCUGGCUGUCAUCUCCCAAGGCUGUUAAGGACUUAAUGGACAAAAAGUCUGCGAUCUAUUCGUCACGGCCCCAUCUACCUUUAGCUCAAGAUGUGGCUAGCGGUGGAUCUCGCCAGCUUUUCAUGGCUUACGGUCAGGACUGGCGAAAUCUGCGGAAACACAGUCACAGUCUUCUCAAUCUGAAUGCCACAAAGAAAUACCAAUCGACACAAGAGCUGGAGUCAAGGAUACUACUACAGGACCUGCUCAAUCAGCCAGAUCAAUUCUACACCAUCAACCGGAGAUAUUCGACAUCCGUCAUAUUGCUUGCUACGUACGGCUAUCGCAUUCCUUCCUUUCAAGACCCUCUGAUAACUAAGAUCUUCACUGUUCUGGAACAUUUGUCAGUAAUGAUGGCGCCUGGAGCUUUUGCUGUUGAGGUUCUGCCGGCAUUGGCUAGACUUCCAGAACGCUUCUUUGGAAACUGGAGGACUUGGGGCAGAAAUGCGUUCGCACAUGACAGCAAAGUUUACCUGGAGCUCUGGCAAACUCUGAAACAAACUACAGACGAUGGAAGCGCGAGAGAUUGCUUCUGUAAGGACUUCUACCUCGGUGAUCCAAAGAAGAAUGGCAUAGACGACCUGUUGGCGGCCUACACAUGCGGUGGCCUAGUAGAGGCUGGGGCAGAAACAACAGCCACGACAAUCAACAAUUGGACUCUUGCAAUGAUACUCUUUCCCGACGUCAUGCGAAAAGGCCAAGAAGAACUGGAUCGCGUUGUUGGAUCUGGCCGGCUGCCGACUUGGGACGACGAAAAGAACCUUCCGUACAUUCGAGCAAUGAUCAAAGAGACGUUGCGAUGGCGGCCUGUCAAUAAGUUUGGAAUGUACCAUGCUUCUACCGAGGAUGACUGGUAUGAUGGCUUUUUUAUUCCAAAAGGGUCAACGGUAGUGUUGAAUUGGUGGGCUAUUCAACGGGACUCCAGUCGAUUUGAACAGCCAGACAUCUUUGAACCUGCGCGCUUUCUUGAGCACCCUCUCACAGCAGCCGAGUACAUGAAUGCGCCAGACCCUUAUGACAGAGAUCAUUUCUCAUACGGCGCAGGAAGGCAAGAAACCCAAAACUCAGUGGUAGUCUAA
Molecule: messenger RNA, 1563 nt
Organism: Colletotrichum siamense
Lineage: Eukaryota; Fungi; Ascomycota; Sordariomycetes; Glomerellales; Glomerellaceae
Gene: atE
Product: Cytochrome P450 monooxygenase atE
Exons: 3
Coding region: 1-1563 (520 amino acids)
Molecular function (GO): peroxiredoxin activity; monooxygenase activity; heme binding
Source: RefSeq, a predicted model, not a curated record